Molecule: messenger RNA, 2542 nt
Organism: Physella acuta
Lineage: Eukaryota; Metazoa; Mollusca; Gastropoda; Physidae
Product: leucine zipper protein 1
Molecular function (GO): protein binding
Source: RefSeq, a predicted model, not a curated record
AAGUACACCUAAAGCAGGCAAUGCUACAUGGUAGCUGCAACUUGUGUUCAUGACUUUAUACAAUGUUGUUUUUAAGUAACGCCAUAUUUUGUUAUUGUAUUGGAACUAGAGUGAUUAAAUCAAGUGCCACACAGUUUAGAACUUAGUAUUGUUUCUUCAGUCAAAUAUGCGGUCAAAAAUUCAAGUCAAGCUUGUCAAGGAGCAUAUGAAAUAUUUGGAAGAAAAGAUUCAAGUUUUAGAACCUGCUAUUUCAGAAAUCAAAAAGGCCGUAGAUAAAAGUAAGAUUUGGAUAGAAGAUAAAAAUAACAACCCGUCUAUCACCUAUAUCGAGUUAUACCAGGAACUUGAAUCAGCGACCACGGCCAUAAUGGAUGCAGCGUCAUAUAUUAUAAAUGAUGUCGUAAUUGUCGAGGGAGGGACGCCAUCUUUAUUUCAGUCAACACCACACACAACAGGAACAGAAAAACGUGACCAUAAUGAAUCAAACCAAAUACAAUCUGAAGUAUUCAGUCGACUUGAGCAGAUAGAGACAGCCAUAUCUUCUCUACAAGACGUCAGUCGACUUGAGCAGAUAGAGACAGCCAUAUCUUCUCUACAAGACGUCAGUCGACUUGAGCAGAUAGAGACAGCCAUAUCUUCUCUACAAGACGUCAGUCGACUUGAGCAGAUAGAGACAGCCAUAUCUUCUCUACAAGACGUCAGUCGACUUGAGCAGAUAGAGACAGCCAUAUCUUCUCUACAAGACGUCAGUCGACUUGAGCAGAUAGAGACAGCCAUAUCUUCUCUACAAGACGUCAGUCGACUUGAGCAGAUAGAGACAGCCAUAUCUUCUCUACAAGACGUCAGUCGACUAGAGCAGAUAGAGACAGCCAUAUCUUCUCUACAAGACGUCAGUCGACUUGAGCAGAUAGAGACAGCCAUAUCUUCUCUACAAGACGUCAGUCGACUUGAGCAGAUAGAGACAGCCAUAUCUUCUCUACAAGACGUCAGUCGACUUGAGCAGAUAGAGACAGCCAUAUCUUCUCUACAAGACGUCAGUCGACUUGAGCAGAUAGAGACAUCCAUAUCUUCUCUACAAGACGUCAGUCGACUUGAGCAGAUAGAGACAGCCAUAUCUUCUCUACAAGACGUCAGUCGACUUGAGCAGAUAGAGACAGUCAUAUCUUCUCUACAAGACGCCAAUGACAAGUCUACAGAUGACAUAUCCAAAAUAAAACAAUGGAGAGUCAAUUUUGUGACAGAACAGAGUGAUUUGGGGGUACACAUUGAAAAACUCACUAAAAAACAAAAGCAGAAUUUUAAAAACCUCAGAAAGCAAAUGAGUGAACAAGAUAACAACGUAAAGCAGCUGAACAAAGAAAUUGAAAGUUUAAAAGAAAAAGAAACCAAGUCAAACAAAACACUAGAAAAACUGUCUCUAGAUAUGAAAGAAUAUGAAAACAAAUUGGACACAAUAAAUAAAGAGAUGCAAGAUCACACAGAUAAAACACAAUCAAAGCACAAUGUGAUGUACAAACUCCUACAACAACGAUUGAUGCCCAUUGACAAACUGAUUCAAAUCUUUAACCAGAACUUGGAAACUAGGAAAGAAAGAAUAAAUAAGGCUGACAAUAUUGAAAAUACUAAUUCAAAGUUGUCAAAAAAUGUUCAUUUGAUCGAUUCACGUGUAUGUAACAGAUAUGCUUGUCAUGUGGCGCUUGGUGAUCACACACUUGUCAGUAAUGGAUCAACUAUUUCAAGUUUUGGUAAAGUGCGUGAAUUUAACGGUCAACAUUUUGAUCAAACAACAGGAAAAUUUUUAUCACCACAUGAUGGUUUAUAUCUUGUCUGUGUGACUCUACAUGAAUGUCAAAAUAAACUAAUUAAAGUUGGUGUGGUGGCUGGAGGCAGGUGGUGUAGGACUAUAGAAGUGAAAUGUGCCGACACUAGCGCUGCUGGGUCAGUGGUUGUUGACAUGAAGAAAGGUCAAGAACUUUACCUUGAAGUGUAUCACGCAGAUCAAGGCGCAGCUUUAUCCCUCUACAGUAGUUUUACUAUCGUUAGUUUAUAGAAGUACAACACAAAACAUGGUAGAUGGUAAAUUCUCAAAACAAUAAAAUAUGUAACCACCAUGUUAAACACACGCUAACCACUUACUAUGUAUGUAGACUACAUGUCUACACAAACUUAAGUGGUUUAUAUGUUAUUUGUUUAGUCAUCAUUUGGGAGUUCUAGCUUAUUCAAUGUUCUCACCAAUAAUGUGUCAUACUUGACGACACUAAGCUAAUAUCUCUAAUAGACUAUAAUACUGCUUUGUUUAAAUAUCUUUUAAUCAGUAUAUAAGCACUAGGUGUAUGGUCUUAUCAUAAUUUUCAUGUUCAUUGUUAAAAAAAAUACUUAUACCUGGAGCUACAUGAUUAUGAACUAUUAAAAAACGUUUUUAGAAUAAGUUCACAUAACAAACAUUAACAUUUGUAUUGUGUAUUGAAAACAUUAAUUUGUUAUAAAUUUUAAAGAAUUUUUAUAUUAUUAUACUGCAAAGAACUGUUGUCAUUUUGAUCAC